This is a messenger RNA of Thrips palmi, 2003 nucleotides long. Its product is annotated as lipase 3-like. Gene Ontology annotation, biological process: lipid metabolic process. Bases 264 to 1754 code for a protein of 496 amino acids. The record is from RefSeq and is a predicted model, not a curated record. NCBI's taxonomy places the organism in Eukaryota, Metazoa, Arthropoda, Insecta, Thysanoptera, Thripidae. The transcript has 10 exons.
GCAGUCUGCCGAUUCUUGCCGAAACAGUGCGCACGAGUCGGUAGUGGCAGCAGUUCAGUGCGAUCCCUGCCCAGGGCACACCCCAGCCCCGUCAAAAUAAUCUGUGGAGGUGUUGACCUCAAUAGCGUGAAGUGCAAGCUACAUUGUUGUUGCGUCAGUGUGUGUUAGGCCAUGGCUGCAUUGCCUACCACGAUCGAAGAGGAACUCACCAGCGUGCCUAUUCACGACAUUCCUUUGUAGCUGCCUGAUAUCCAAAACACCAGAUGAUGGAGAGCGAGGUGUCCUGGGUGCCGAUGCUGCUGCCGGCGCUGCUGCUGCUGCUAUGCCAGCUGUCGAGCGCCACCGCCCCCUUCACCAUCGUGGCCCCCGCCGCGGCCACCACCGCCCUCGGACCCAGCCCCACGCCGGCCUCCAGCAGCAACGCGACGGCGGCGACGACGAUGACGACGACGACGUCGACAACGCCUCCACCGCCGACGCCGCCGCCGCCACACGCCACCACGCCGCCCGACGUCCUGGAGGACGCGUCGCUGUCCGUGCCGAAGCUCCUGAAGAAGUACGGCUACCCGGUGGAGAACCACGUGGUCAUGACGGAGGACGGCUACGUGCUCACGCUGCACCGCAUCCCCCACGGCCGCCGCGGCAAGCACUCCGACAGUGAUGACAUCAACAGCAACCGGGUCCGUUCGCUGAGGAAGGCGCUGCGGUCCACGAGGAGGGCCUCGAGCAGCACCGGCAUCAAGCGAGGGGCGGCCGGGCAGCGGAAUGGGCGCGCCGUGUUGCUGCUGCCGGGGCUGUUCUGCUCGUCGGCUGUCUGGCUCAUCAUGGGGCCCAAGAAGGGGCUGGGGUACAUCCUGGCCGACGCUGGCUACGACGUGUGGAUAGGCAACCCGCGCGGCAACAGGUACUCCAUGGGCCACGUCGAGAUCCCCUCGACCGACGACAAGUACUGGCAGUUCAGCUGGCACGAGAUGGGCGAGUUCGAUGUGCCCGCCAUCCUGGACUACGUGACGACGGCCACGGAGCAGGAGCGCGUCCCCGUGGUGGGCCACUCGAUGGGGAACACCAUGAUGAUGGUGAUGGGGGCGCUGCGGCCCGAGUACAACCGCCUGGUGUCCGUGCACAUCGCCCUGGCGCCGACCGUCUUCCUGCAGCACGCGCACAGCCCCAUCCUCAAGGGCUUCGCCGCGCUCGCGCCCACCGUCAGCACCCUGACGGCCAUGCUGGGGGUGCACGGGCUGCGGCCCACGCUGCCCCUCAACGAGUCCCUGAAGCAGCUGUGCCGCGAGGAGGCCGUGCUCACGCAGCGCCUCUGCAAGCACGCCGCCUUCAUGCUGCUCGGCUUCGACCCGGAGCAGCUCAACGUGACGACGUUCCCGGCCAUCCUGGGGCACUUUCCCUCGGGCGGGUCGACGCGCACCCUGCUGCACUACGUGCAGAGCUUCACGUCGGGCGACUUCCGGCAGUACGACCACGGCGCCAAGCGCAACAUGGCCAGGUACGGCCAGCCCAGCCCGCCGGCCUACAACAUCAGCAUGGUGGACUUCCCGGUCGCCAUCUCCGUCGGAGACAACGACUGGCUGGACUCAGUUGAAGACGUGCAGCGGAUAGCGCGGAUGCUGCCCAACGUGGUGGACUACUACCGGGUGCCCUGGCCCAAGUUCAACCACAUGGACCACCUGUUCGCCAUCGACAUCCUGGAGCUCGAGUACAAACACGUGAUGGAAGUCCUGGACAGAUUCUCCUCGGCGUGAAUGUUCAGAAGUUCCGAAACAGUAGCAUUUUGUAUAUUCAUAAUUUUGUAUGUGUGUGUGAGUAUGUGAGUGAGUGCCAGAGUGUGCAAGUCAGUGUGAGUGAGUUAGAUGGGGAGGAUACCUACUGUACACAAUGACCACCAACACAGCGGUCAUUUUCUUGUCUAAGUUUCGUUCCCGGACGUUUCGAUAAGCGCCUUUCACGCAGUUGUACAUAUUGUAAUGUUUCUGAAAUAUUAAAAAAAACGC